UAGAAUCAGUCUGUUGUAGUCUACUCAAGUGGCAACAUGAAUUGGUGCUUUAUAAUUACAUUUCUAUUGUUUGGUAUCCUCAAGGAUACUCGGGCAGUUCCGCUAACUCGUCUGGAAACGGAUCCCGAACUGACUGCGGGCUUUUUUCAAGGAGAUAUGAUAAUCCAACCACAACAAAGAAACGGUCUUCAAAGUGAAAAAUAUCGUUGGCCUGAUCGGAUUGUGUUUUACCGAAUUAGUAGUGAUAUUGAUCGGGAACAUCGCAAUCACAUACUACUCGGCAUCCGUCACAUCGAGCUAAAAUCCUGUCUGGUCUUCAAGGAGGCAUCUGAAGAUCAAGCCCACUAUGUGAACAUCACCUCACAGCCAGGCGGUUGUUACACAGCUGUCGGUUUUCUCAACAAAGUACAGCUGCUCAACUUGGAGACUUAUCCCCUGGACACGGGUUGUUAUCGCCUCGGCACCAUUAUCCAUGAGUUCCUUCAUGCACUGGGGUUCUUCCAUCAGCAGAGCACCUUCAAUAGGGAUGAACACGUGCGAAUUGCCACGGAGAACAUUCUCGAGGGAAAGGAGCAUAAUUUCGAGAAAUAUGCGGAGAAUAUGGUCGAUAAUUUUGAUCAGGAUUAUGACUAUGCCAGCAUUAUGCACUAUACACCAUAUGGCUUUUCGAAGAAUGGAGAAAUGACCAUUGUGCCCUUUGAGGAGGGUGCCGAGAAAGUCAUGGGACAGCGACUGCAACUAACUAAAAAGGAUAUCAACAAAUUGAAUACUAUGUACAAGUGUCCGAUACACGUUUAAUACAAAAGAAGGCAACAUCGAUUAGUAGUCGGAACUUUGCCUUAGUAGGUAGUUUCUUUUCCAGAUAAGAUAUUACUUAUUUUACCCUCUUUCCGCUUCAAGUUUUAAAACAA
Drosophila innubila is the source of this 911-nucleotide messenger RNA. RefSeq names its product seminal metalloprotease 1-like. Bases 37 to 798 code for a protein of 253 amino acids. Gene Ontology annotation, biological process: proteolysis. Gene Ontology annotation, molecular function: zinc ion binding; metalloendopeptidase activity. The record is from RefSeq and is a predicted model, not a curated record. NCBI's taxonomy places the organism in Eukaryota, Metazoa, Arthropoda, Insecta, Diptera, Drosophilidae. The transcript has 3 exons.